AUGAGCUCCUUCACCUUAUUCUACUCUCAAUCUACGCUCCCUUUUCCACUUUCUCCACUCCAACCCAACCAGAAGACCAUAAUCACAGUAACCAAGCGCGCUUUUCUAAUGAAACCUGCUUUCCGAUGUCUAACUCGCUUUAGCCACCACCAAAAUCCCAUUUCCCAGGUUUUGAGCAGUUCAUUGGAAAAGAAUGAAGUCUUGGAUGCUAAAGAUGCGGCAUUGCUGGUCAAUACUUGCAUUACGCGUAAUUUGCCGCCGGUUUUGAGUUUGGAACAAGGGCUGGAGAGGAUUAAGGGGUCCGUGGAGGAAUUGAGGGUUAAUCCUCCUUGUUGCUCAAGUGGGAUGUACAGAUUUCAGCUGGCAGUGCCACCAAGUGCAAAAGCAUUGAACUGGUUUUGCUCCCAACCGGAUAAGUCAAACAUUUUUCCUCUAUUUUUCCUUUCCAAUGAGGAGAAUCCGACAUAUAAUUCGCUCUCUCUUGGAAGAACCAGGGGUGUUUUCGGUAUUGGUUCAGCCGUUGUCUUCAAGGAUUGUUCUCCUCAUAGUGCAGGAAAAGGCAGUGAUAUUAGAAGACAUCUUUUGGCUGAACCAACAAGUGCAAAGGUUUAUGGUUUCUUGGAUAUUGAGUUCGUCACCGACAUGUCUGCUAUAAAGCAUCAGAGUGGUUCGUAUUACCUUUUCAUCCCUCAGAUUGAGUUGGAUGAGUUUGAAGAUAUCCCUUCCUUGACCGCGACAUUGGCAUGGGACGACUCUUCAAUUUGUACCUUUAGUGAAGCUGUUCGAAGAUUUGAGCUUGCAUUAGACCAGGCCAUGCAUACCUGUGCAAAUAGAAGCCAACUUAUUCGGUCUUCUCUUUCAAAGUAUCGCAAUGCAGAGAAACAUAAGGCAAUGGUACGUGCAAAUGCUUUGUUAUUGGAUGGGAAGCACACAGCAGCCAGCACCCUGGGGCUGGGAGAUUCUUUGUCUUGUUGCAGUCAGUUUGUUGCUAGGCUUUCAUCAACUUUAUCAAUUGCAGAUAACAUGAUAGAUGAAACAAAAUCAGUCAACAAUGUGAUUCAAGAUUUCCCCAACAUCAAUGCUUUGUGGGCGUACCUUAUAGUUGAGGAAUGCACUCGACUUGGUUUGACGUAUUUUUGUGUGGCCCCUGGAUCAAGGUCAUCUCCCUUGACAAUUGCCGCCGCCAGUCAUCCUCUUACCACUUGUGUUGCAUGCAUUGAUGAAAGAUCUCUUGCAUUUCAUGCGCUCGGUUAUGCAAAAGGUUCAGGAAAACCGGCAGUUGUCAUAACAUCAUCAGGCACAGCUGUCACGAAUCUUUUUCCGGCUGUGGUUGAGGCUUGCCAGAGUUUUGUACCAAUGCUGUUGCUAACGGCUGAUCGCCCUCCCGAGCUUGUAGAUGUUGGGGCUAACCAAGCUAUUGAUCAGGUGAAGCAUUAUGGGUCUUUCGUGAGGCACUUUUUCAGUCUCCCUCCUCCUACAGACGAAAUAUCGGCAAAAUACGUACUAACUACAGUAGACUCAGCUGUUGUUAAAUCAACAUCAUCCCCAGUGGGCCCUGUACACAUCAACUGCCCUUUCCGGGAGCCACUUGCAAGUACCUCAAAAACUUGGAGUCCCAAGUGUUUAAGUGGAUUGGACAUUUGGAUUUCAAAUGCCGAGCCAUUAACCAGCCAUUCUUUGACUUGUUAUAGUAACGUGAGAGAGCAGAUGGUUGAGGUUGUUAGGGUGGUCCAAAGGGCUAAUCAUGGGAUUUUGGUGUUGGGUUCUAUUCAGAAGGAAGACGAUAUGUGGGCAGCUCUUUUGCUGGCCAAGCACUUAUUGUGGCCGGUUGCUGUUGAUAUCCAGUCGGGUUUGAGGUUGAGGAAAUACUUGUCGUCUUUUCUUGACAGCAAGGAUAUAUUGUUCGUGGAUCAGCUCGACCAGCUGUUGCUGUCAGAGUCUGUAAGGGAAUGGAUGCGGGCAGAUGUAAUAAUACAGGUUGGGAGUCGGAUAACAGGGAGACGCAUUGCCCAGAUGAUGGAUCAUUGUUCACCUUGCUCCUACAUCAUGGUCGAUGAUCAUCCAGCUCGUCAUGAUCCUUCUAAUAUCAUCACACACAGGAUCCAAAGUACCAUCCCCGAGUUCACUGAUUACUUGAUCAAGUGUUGCAGCCCUCGUGCGAGCAACAAAUGGCGGGAGUUAAUACGAGGAUUGGACAUGAGGGCUUCCUGGGAGACCUCAUUUCUGAUUAAUUCGGAACAAUCCUUGACCGAACCUUACGUAGCACGGAAAAUCUUCGAGGCAAUCCGCUGUGGGUCAGCUUUGUUUUACGGGAACAGCAUGCCUAUACGUGAUGCGGACAUGUACGGUAGUGACUGGGUGCAUUGCACCCACAGUGCUGCUCUCAUGUUGAGCUCUGGCUUGCCAUGUCACCCGGUGCAUGUUAGCGGGAAUAGAGGGGCUAGCGGUAUUGAUGGGUUGAUAAGCACUGCUAUUGGAUUUGCUGUUGGCUGCAAUAAAAGAGUACUUCUUGUGAUUGGCGAUAUUUCAUUUUUGCAUGAUACGAACGGGUUGGCAUUACUAAGACAAUGGACAUACCGGAAACCAAUGGUCAUACUUGUGCUUAACAAUCAUGGUGGUGCUAUCUUUAGUCAACUACCAGUUGCAAAUACCACAGAUAGAAGCAUACUAGACCAGUUUUUCUACACGUCUCACAAUGUUUCGAUACGCAAUCUAUGUUUAGCACAUGGUGUGAAGCAUGUUCAAGUGCAAACAAAAAGGGAGUUAGAAGAUGCAUUGUCCACAUCUCAAAAAGAAGACAUUGAUUGUGUGGUGGAAGUCGAGAGUGAAAUUGAUAUGAACGUUGCUAUUCAUAGUAAGUUGAGGAACUUUUCUCGGAAAGCCUCGGAUAAUGCUCUUAACAUCCUCUCAAAGCUGUCAGUUGAAGAUUCCCAGUCGCAAGAUUACAAGAUACAUAAAAUGGAUUACUCUCUCUACCGGGUUGAGCUUAAUGCCCCACCUACUUCAGCUUCAAUGGAGUCGAAGGCUCCCACAUCCUAUAGGGAGGGUUUUGUCAUAAGUCUAGCUCUUGAAGAUGGUAGUACUGGUUUUGGUGAGGUGGCACCUCUUGAAAUCCACAAAGAGAACUUGCUUGAUGUGGAAGAGCAACUUCGGUUUCUUGUUCACGCUAUAGAAGGAAAGACAAUUAGUGGCAUACUACCUCUGUUGAGUUGUUCAAUUUCUUCUUGGAUAUGGAAGAAUUUAGGAAUUCCGCCAGGUUCAAUCUUUCCCAGUGUUCGAUGUGGAUUAGAGACAGCUCUCCUGAGUGCUAUUGCAAGUAGACAAAAUAGCACUUUAAUGGAUAUAAUCAGCCCCACAACCGAAAAAACGUCCGAGAAAUCAUCCCCUGUUCAAAUUUGUGCCCUCAUUGACUCCUACGGGACUCCAAUGGACACAGCUCUUGUAGCAUCCAAGCUGGUUGCUGAAGGAUUUACGGCUAUAAAAAUAAAAGUUGCACGUCGAGCAGAUCCUGAUGAAGACGUAGUUACAAUACAAGAGGUGAGAAAGAAAGUGGGAAAAGAUAUUGUACUCCGUGCGGAUGCUAAUAGGAAAUGGAAUUAUGAUGAAGCCGUUAAGUUUGCUCUCUCGACCAAAGACUGCUGCCUGCAAUAUAUCGAGGAACCAGUGAAUGAUGAGAAUGAUAUAGUGAAAUUCUGUGAAGAAACUGGUGUGCCAGUGGCUUUGGAUGAAACAAUCAACUCUAUAGGGGAAAACCCUCUGGAGGUCCUCGGGAAGUACAGCCACUCGGGAAUUACUUCUGUUGUAAUCAAACCUAGUGUCAUAGGCGGGUUCGAAAAGGCAGCUCUGGUAGCAAGGUGGGCCCAUCAGCACGGGAAAAUGGUUGUAGUUAGUGCUGCAUACGAGAGUUCGCUUGGUUUGUCAGCCUUCAUCCAGUUCGCCCGUUUCCUCGACCUGCAAAAUGCCGAAAUUCGAAGCUUGACGAGCAAGGAGCCCGGACCAAUCACAGUGCACGGAUUGGGGACAUACAAAUGGUUCAAAGAAGAUGUGACGUUGGAGCAUUUAAAUAUUCAUUAUAGUCCUGAGCACAGAUCAGUCGAGGUCGAUGCUGUUGAUGCCGGUCGAUUUCUCCAGGAUUUGCGGGUAAAUAAUGACGUAGUUGUCAGAAAGUUUAUUGGUGAACAAGUGCGCAAGUACCAAGUAGCGGUUGAUACAGACGGUUUCUCGUUUACUACAAAUGUGGUCGAGGCUGGAGAAAGCAUUGAUGGUAGUGCUGUUGUGUUCCUCCAUGGGUUUCUUGGAAGCGGAGAUGAUUGGGUCCCGAUCAUGAAAUCCCUCUCAACCUCCACUAGAUGCAUUGCAAUCGAUCUACCCGGCCACGCUGAAUCAAAGUUGCAGUUUAACGGUUCCGAUUUGUCAAUCGAUAUGGUAGUUCAUAUCUUGUGCAAGGUGUUAAAUAAUCUCACCCCUCAUAAGGUCACUCUUGUGGGCUACUCAAUGGGAGCUCGGAUAUCUUUAUACACAGCCCUAAAAUGUUCUCACAAGGUUGAAAAGGCUGUUAUAAUCUCGGGAAGCCCAGGUUUGAUAGACAAGGAUGCAAGGGAAAUCCGUAAGGCUAAAGAUGACUUUCGAGCAAGCACACUGGUGUCAAAUGGGUUACAGUUUUUUACAGAGGCUUGGUAUGCUGAAGAACUCUGGGCAAGCUUAAGAACCCAUCCACACUUUAAAAUGAUAGUUAACAGCCGUUUGCAGCAUGAUGACUUGCCGACUCUUGGUAAAGUUCUCUCUGGCUUAAGCAUCGGAAGGCAACCAUCUUUGUGGGAGGAUCUGAAGCAUUGCAAGGUCCCACUGCAUAUUUUAGUGGGAGAAAAAGAUGCCAAGUUUAGAAGAAUCGCUCAUGAAAUGUACGCCAAACUCGGCCAUGAAAAUGGAAGUUCUAAUUAUUCACCGCCAGUGACUGAAAUUCCGAAUGCUGGACAUGCAGUUCAUCUCGAGAAUCCUCUUGCUCUGAUUACCGCUCUACGACAGUUCAUAUAG
Molecule: messenger RNA, 5034 nt
Organism: Striga hermonthica
Lineage: Eukaryota; Viridiplantae; Streptophyta; Magnoliopsida; Lamiales; Orobanchaceae
Source: the annotation of a GenBank genome assembly